Molecule: messenger RNA, 966 nt
Organism: Ustilaginoidea virens
Lineage: Eukaryota; Fungi; Ascomycota; Sordariomycetes; Hypocreales; Clavicipitaceae
Exons: 3
Coding region: 1-966 (321 amino acids)
Source: RefSeq, a predicted model, not a curated record
AUGUCGCAAUCACCGGUCAUCGUGAGCUCCAAGCAGCAAUUCGACAGCAUCCUCAAAAGCUCAAAGAUUGUCGUUGCGGACUUUUUCGCCACUUGGUGCCCCCCUUGCAAAGAGCUGGAACCAGUCUACGAUGCUCUUUCCAAGGCUCUCUCGCGUCCCAACUCGGUCGUCUUCGUCAAGGUGGACACCGAUAAGGCGGCCGAUGUUUCCCGAGAAUGGAAGAUUACUGCGCUGCCCACUUUCCUGUUAUUCCGUGAUGCGAAAGUCAUACAUAGAAUGAAGGGGGCGGAAACCGCUGAAGUCAGCAAAAUCAUUCCGCAAUUACUCUCCGAGAUCGAUUCCCUCGGAGAGGCUUCCGAAUCUGCUUCCGGCCGCAGCAGUGAACGAUGGGUCGGCGCAGAGAUUCCCCGAGGAUAUAGUGACAUCACAGAUCAAGUCGAGAUUCGCAACUGCGAGCUAUUGAACGCCGGUGAAGACGCUGGGCCAGUCAAGGUACUCUUCGAGAGCGCCAGGCCGAGUACUCUAAACAAGGAGGGAGAUGUUGCGACCAAGGAUUUUGUGCAGAGCGGAGCUGAUGAUCAACUUUUGCUGUUUGUCCCUUUUCAAGGCUCCGUGAAGCUACAUACUUUGCAGAUUACAUCCGUUCAAGAAGGACAGGACCAGGUCUCCAGACCUGAAGUCAUUCAUUUAUAUAUCAACAGACCCCGGAACAUGGACUUUAGCGAGGCGGAUGAUACCGAGCCGACUCAAGCCAUCACUCUCAAGGCAGAGGAUUGGAAUUCCGAAGCGACAGCCAACAUCAACUUGCGCUUUGUCAAAUUUCAAAAGACGACCACCUUGGUUGUGUAUGUGCAAAAGGGAUGUGAUGGCGCCGAAACUGUUCGACUGGACAGAAUUGCGCUUAUUGGUGAAGUUGGCACCAAGAGAGAGAUGGGCAUACUGCAAAAGGUUGGGGACGAUGAAUGA